UCGUGGGCGGGCGGGAAGGACCCUGCCGAAAGACCCUUCCAUUCCACUGGCUCCAGCAUCGUCGCUCUUGCACUUCGAUCCACAAAGAAGGCAUUGCAAUUGUUGCCGACUGCUCUCUUCUGCAUGUCACCUUAUGAAGCUGUUACAUCCUCAACGGACGGAUCAAAGAACCGCAGCAUUCGGGCCGCAAUGUUUAGCUCUAGGCUUCCUCCAGUCAUUCCACUCGGCGAUGGCGAGGCUGGUGGCUGAGCCAUGAAUUUCGGUGUCACAUUACACACCUCGCAAAGCUCAUACGAUAGAAGAUCCUCUGUAUUUGCUCAUCAGUGGGACAGAAGCCAAAAUCACGCCUGCCUGCAGCAGCAGAUCUGCCUCAAAUGGCUGGUUGGUUAACUCAGGGUGUCGAAAGACCCUGCCAUGCAGCCUGCAUAGGCGCUUAGAGCGGGGGUUGCGGCUCCCGUUCAGUGCCUGCUAUACAAAACAACGAUUCUUGAGCAAUCCUCACAGCCCAGUCCUAUCAUCAAUCCUCAUAAGAGGGCUCACAUUUCGCACUCCGUUUCGUAACCUAAGUUCCACCAAUUACCGUGUCAUGAAUCAACAUGGACCCCACGUGCGCUUGCCAACAACUAGAAGUGUUGUACUGGAAGAAAGGCGAUCAAAAUUGGAGACCAACUACAACGAUCAUUGAGAAGGAACCAGCAUCCUUUCUAGCAGACGAGGGAGAUUUCGAUGUCUGCAUCGUCAAUGCUUUUGCGCAGAAAAUACGCGAAUGUUCAACAUGCCGUGAGAAGUUUGCUAAAGCCUUCAUGAUCCCAGAUCUCUGGUGGAAACGAUACUGCAGGGAUUCCAACGGCUACUUUGGAUGCGAGACAAAGAUUGAUGAAGACGGAAAUACUGCAGGAUUGACUACGUGGGCGCGAUUCCCAGUGAAGCUCACGAACGAAGGACAUACAGGAUACGAAUGGUCAAAGACCAAUGUGGUUACGCACUGGGUGGCUAAGACUCGUCAAACAGUCCUCAUCGUCUUCGACGCCGUCCAACCAGCGGCGAAUUGUAUGAAGAGGGUUCCGGAAGAUGAAUCCGAUCCCAUUUAUGCCGUACCAAACGCGGACUACUUCCUCGAUCCUUACUGGAUAUACAUCGGAAUUUUGGAGAAGGUCGUCACUCUGCAAGAUGCCGCUGUAUGGGCUGUUCGUGUUACAGUCAGGACCACAGAGAAGCAAAGGGAUAUAACCCACGGCUCCGACUCGGCCACGUCAAAACCUGCACCGGGCUUUCGUCAUUUACACGAAACUGCACGACAUGCUAUACACGUUUCCGAGACAUUGGAUUUGGCCGUCAAGGCUGCUAGGAAGAUUCUACUACAACACGAGGCAUACAAAGUUGGCCCUGACGAUCAGUCCAGGUCUUCCACCGCAUGGAAACGGGCUUGGAACCACACACACCAGCGGUUGCAGUUCUUCGAAGAGAUGAUCACGAGCCUUCAAGAGCGCUCGGCUUCCAACAAGGCUCGACACUUCAACGAGAUCUCGCUCGCGUACAACAUGGUUGCUCAGUCCGACGCCCGCAUUUCUGUAGCCAUCGGUCGCGCGACGCAGAGGGACAGCGAGGCCAUGAAAACCGUGGCUUUUCUCACACUACUCUUCCUGCCGGCGACUUUCGUUUCAGCCGUCUUCAGUACUUCGUUUUUUGACUACGACUCGGCCUCAGACUCGUGGAAUGUCUCUGGAAAGUUCUGGGUAUACUGGGUUGUAGCAAUUCCAAUAACCCUCAUAACGGCUCUGCUGUGGUAUUACCGACAUCAUAUGAGCCCUCCAGGUGGUUUCGACAUACUUCGACGGGCGGAUUCCCAAAGAGCAUUUGUGUGUAACGAUAUCGAGUUUGGGGAUGGUAAAGCUGAUGCGGGGUUGCAGCAUCAGGCCCAGGCAAAGUCAUGGACAUAAUGGCAUAGCACGCUGUGCCGCACUUGUGGUCAGGCAGACUCGGACCUGGUGCCGUAAAUAUUGAAUGUGACAGGCAAGCGGGUGACAAAAUCGAUUUCUUGCUCUUCAUCUUGAUAAGUAUCCUUUUUACUACUCAUAUCAUCAC
Colletotrichum scovillei is the source of this 2085-nucleotide messenger RNA. RefSeq lists its product as uncharacterized. Lineage: Eukaryota; Fungi; Ascomycota; Sordariomycetes; Glomerellales; Glomerellaceae. The record is from RefSeq and is a predicted model, not a curated record. The transcript is spliced from 4 exons. Bases 597 to 1940 code for a protein of 447 amino acids.